CCUGAAUAGUCAUACUAGUCUAGAUACAAGCUUCGACACACCACCUUGCUGACAGGCCCUGUACAGGUUGACCAUCGAGGCCAUAAUUAGCAGUCUGCUUAAGAAUGAGUCUUCUAUUAAAUCCUAGGCAGUCAGAGCGAAGGGCCAGCAGGCGUUAACGUCAGCUGCAGCUUCCAUCGUUUGAAUGCAAACCCACCAACAGCGCCAGCUGGAGGCCAUAACCUAAGGAGCAAUUUCUGGAAUUAUUGGAGAUUUGUACUCUACACGCUUUCGAUCAGUGGCGCUUGCCCGGGGCAACAGCUUGGAGCCGGCCGUUGACCAAGGCGCGACGUAACUCGCAGAAUCCUGGCUGGAACAAGCCGCUAGCACUGGAUAAGGAGAAGUAAUGAUGCUAAAUGCAAUUCGUCGCUGUUGUUAUUGUUUACGUGCGGCAAAGGGAACGAGCCAGCACUAGGUGUACGCGGAUGGCAUUCGACCGUCCGCGGCAGGAGCGGAGGUGCAAGCCCAACAGUAUCCUGCAUCGUAUAGCUCCAUACAAGCUAUAACUGGAAUACAAACGUGACGCCGUCCGUGAUGCUUGCGGCGGCUGUGACAAUCGCCAUCCUCGGCUUGGGAUGUGUCUUACUAUCAGCCCUCGCUUGGUGGUUGUGGCGCAGCCGGGCCCAUGCGCUGCGUCAGAAAGCAGGCCAGGAGGCCGGAAAGGAUAUGAAGAACCUAAUCUACCAGUCAGCUUACACAUUGGAACCGGCGGCAUCAGCGACCACAACUCGGCCCACCAAGAGUAUUGCGGACUCAAAGGAAAUGGCCUUCGUUGUAACAGAUAUUGAGGGCUCCACGCAGCUCUCUGUCGCCGGUCGUACGGUGUACGGACAGCUGCUGGCCAUUCACGACCAGCUCAUGCGUGAGGGUAUUGCCAAAUUCAACGGCACCCAGAUCGUGACGGAGGGCGACAGCUUCCUGGUUGCCUUCCACGGAGUUGCGGAGGCGGUGGCGUUCUGCCAGGACCUGCAGUGCAAGCUGCUGGACACCCCCUGGCCGCGGGCGGUGCUGCGGCUGCCGGGCUGCCAGCGGGUGGCCAAUGCGGAGGGGGAGCUGGUGAUGCAGGGUCCCCGCGUGCGCAUGGGAGUGCACUGGGCGCUGCCGGGGCUGGUGGCCUGCCGCCCGCACGCCCUCACGCGGGCACCCAUGAUGGUGGGCAUCGCGGUGUCCAUUGCGCAGGAGAUCAGCGACGCGGCGCAUGGCGGCCAGAUCCUGAUGUCGCAGGAGGCCUGGGCGCAGCUGCGGGGCAGCAUGCCGCGCGCGGGCUUCCCCGUGGUGCGGCGGCUGGGGCUGUUCCAGCUGCGCAGUCUGGAGGGCAGCCCCGCCUGGUUGUACUCGGUGGAUGGGUCGCUGCUGCGGCCGGUGCGGCGGGAGGGGCUGCCGCCGCCGCGUAAGCUGGUGCCCGUGUGGCCGCCGCCAGGUGCGGCCAUGGCGAGUGACUGGGGCCUCUACGUGACGGACCCGCCGGUGCCGGUGCGUGGCGGGUCCGAGGAGCUCACCUUUGUGUCGCUGCGGCUGCGGCUGCCGCCGGGGAAACGCAGCUCCCGGCCCCGCUGCAGCACCGGCCACACCAGCGCGGCGCAGCAGCAGCCCGAGGAGCACCAGGUCCCCUGCAGCGUGCUGCUGGCCCUGCAGCAGCUCUUUGUGAAGCAGGCGCAGCAGUUCGAGGGCUACAUGUUCGGCUCGGACGCGCUGACGGACCGGCGAGGCUAUUUCAGCUUCGCCUUCGCGACGCCCAGCAAUGCCCUGCGCUUCUGCCACACCGUGCAGGUGGGCCUCAUGUACAGCAGCUGGCCGGACGCAGCAGCCGAGUACUUCGGCCAGACGGUGGUGGGAAUCGACGGGCGGCUGGUGUUCAAGGGCCCGCGGGUCGCUGCGUCCAUCCACUGCGGCCGCAAUUACGACAUCGUACCCAUCGCAUCCUACCACCCAACUGCAGCCCCCGGUGCCGAUUACCGGGGCCCCGAGGUGGCGCUGGCGCGGGCACUGGCGGACGCGGCGCACGGGGGGCAGGUGCUGCUGACGGAGGAGGCGUGGCAGGGGGUGCAGGACCUGCUGCAGGCCUUCCCCAGCGCCACCUACACCAUCAACCUGGGUCUACAUCUGGUGGCACCCGAGUUCAGGCGGCCCAGAUACCUGCUGGAGGUGA
This is a messenger RNA of Astrephomene gubernaculifera, 2188 nucleotides long. The record is from the annotation of a GenBank genome assembly. Lineage: Eukaryota; Viridiplantae; Chlorophyta; Chlorophyceae; Chlamydomonadales; Astrephomenaceae.